AUGAGCUCUGUGCUGCGCUCGACGCCAGCGCUCUUGCGACAGCUUGCACGCGCGACGAGCACCCGACCGCUCGCCCUCGCUCCCUGCACCUGCUCGUCGCCGUCAUCAACCUCCGCCCCGUCUCGCCGCCUCCUGUCGUCCUCGUCGCGGUCCAAGAUCGCCUCGAGCGAGCACCGCAACGAGCACGCCAACCCGUCCACCCUCCUCACCGACCACCCCGUGCCGGAUGUCGAGUCCAUCUCCCGGCUCGAGGGCCUCAUGCGCCUCGGCGAGAAGCUCUCGCGCGAGGCCAACAAGAUCGGCACCGUCCCGGCCCGCCUGCGAGGCGUUGGCGUCUACGAGCGAGGGCAGGGCCCGCCCGUCCCGCCGGCCGCGCGCGACAGCAAGGAGCUCCCGGCGACGAGGCGCAUGGCCGACUCGUACGUCCAGAUGGACCUGCCGUUCUCGCACGACGAGGGCUUGCGCGAGCAGUACGUCGGCGGCCUGUCCAAGGUCCGCAUGGGUCGACUCAUGGAGGACUUCGACUCGCUCGCCGGUGCGGCCGCCUACCGCUACGUUCUGCCCGACGGCGCCGAGAUCAGCGACGCGUCGGGCGUCUUCUUCCUCGUCACCGCGGCCGUCGACCGCAUGGACGUUCUGCGGCCCGUGGCCAACCCCGACGGCUCGGUGCCCGACAUCCGCCUCUCGGCGCACGUCUCGUACGCCACCUCGUCGUCGCUCGAGGUCUUUGUCCGCAUGUCGACGGUCCCGACGACGGACAAUGACAGCGAGACGAUCCUCCUCGGGCGGUUCGCCAUGGCCUGUCGGUCGGCGCAAGGCGGCAAGUUCCCCGUGCCCGAGCUCGACGUGCGUGGACCCGAGGAGCGCGCCGUGUGGCAGAUGGGCAAGGAGAUGCGCGAGGGCAAGACCAAGCGCAGCCAGCAGAGCUUGACCAAGACGCCGCCGACGGCCGACGAGGCCGCCAUGAUGCACGAGCUCUUCCUCACCAACUCGGACAUCUACGACCGCAAAUCGUCGACCCCGAACUCGAUCGUCUGGAUGGCCGACACGCGAGUCAACUCGGCGACCCUGAUGCACCCGCAGGAGCGCAACGUGCACAACAAGGUCUUUGGCGGGUACCUCAUGCGCAUCGCGUACGAGACGGCCUACAGCACGGCGUGUCUCUUUGCCCGCUCGGCCGUCACCUUCGUCUCGCUCGACGAGCUGCAAUUCGCUCAACCUGUCGAGAUCGGCUCGCUGCUGCUGCUCGACUCGAAGGUGACGUUCUCGCCCAUGCGAGGCGAGCACCGUUCCUUCCACGUCUCGGUCGAGGCUGCGACGUGUGACCUGUACACCGGCGAGCGCCGGCUCACCAACGUGUUCCACUGGACGUUCUCGAGCGACCGACCGCUGCAGCGCCACGUCCUGCCGAGGAGUUACCGGCAGACGAUGCAGUGGCUCGACGCGCAGCGGCGGCGCAAGGUCGGCAUCGAGGUCCGCAAGGGCUACGAGCAGGCCGUCGAGCCUUAGUUCGCGCCGUCCCUGUACCCUCUCUGUACCCCCUUAGGCAUUAGACUUAUAGAAUAGCCCGCACCCUCACUCGCCUCCCUCGAGCUUGUCGCCCCGUCCCUUCCCUCGACCGCCCUCCCCCUCCCUUCCCGCCUUCGAGCCAGACGAUCUGUAGAUGCGGUGAUUUCUCUAGGUGCAGUGAACGAGUCGGUCGAC
Rhodotorula graminis WP1 is the source of this 1704-nucleotide messenger RNA. RefSeq lists its product as uncharacterized. Gene Ontology annotation, molecular function: fatty acyl-CoA hydrolase activity. Gene Ontology annotation, biological process: acyl-CoA metabolic process. The transcript is spliced from 6 exons. The record is from RefSeq and is a predicted model, not a curated record. NCBI's taxonomy places the organism in Eukaryota, Fungi, Basidiomycota, Microbotryomycetes, Sporidiobolales, Sporidiobolaceae. Gene Ontology annotation, cellular component: mitochondrion. The coding region runs from base 1 to 1509 and encodes 502 amino acids.